UUCUGCUCACACUGAACCCAGCAGGUUCAGCAAGCAUUUCUUUUCCUUACGACCUUCUUUCUACCCAACUCACCCAGUUUAUCUGACCUUUGCUUUCAUGUCUUGCUUUCAUUAAGGGAAGAAAGCACAAGAUCAUCCAUUUUAACAAUCUGCCUCACUCUGUAAUGGCCCGUAAUUUAUACUUUUUGAUUUUCAUGCUUGCCUGCGUUAGCUGCGAAUCGUCCAGUGCUGCAGAGACCAUGUGCACAGAGAUUACAGUAAAUAAAAGCUAUAGCUGUGAAGGUUUAGGACUGAGGAAGAUUCCUGAAAAACUACCUGUCACAACUGAAAUCCUUGACUUCAGCUUCAAUGUGCUCCCUUCCCUCCAGAACUCAACCUUCUCUGAGCUGAAGUCUCUUCUCUACUUGGACUUAACAAGGUGUCAGAUCAACUGGGUGUACGAGGGCGCCUUUCACAGCAACAGGCAGCUAAAGACAAUCAUUCUGACUGGAAACCUGCUCAUGUUUCUGUCUGACACAGCGUUCGCUGGCCCACACUCCUUGAAGCAUCUUGUCUUAACACAGACGGGAAUAACCAGUAUGUCCUUUAUUCCAAUGACAAAUCUGGACAGCUUAGAUACUCUCAUCCUGGGCAGCAACCACAUCUCUUCGCUGCAGCUUCCUCCGAACUUUCCCACUCAAAACCUCAAAUACCUUGACUUUCAAAUGAACAACAUAAAAGUAAUCACAGCAGAAGGUGUCCGCGUUCUGCAGAAGACUAGCAAUAUAACUCUCAUCUUUAAAGGCAAUGACAUCAUAUACAUUGAACCCGGAGCUUUCCAGGCCCAUUUCUAUUGUUUGGACUUUGGCGGCUGCACUGACAUCCCCAGGGUCCUGACGGGGAUACAGAACUCCACAGCCCAGACCCUUUGGCUGGGAACAUUUCAUGGUGUGGAAAAGGAGCCCUAUAUAAGCCCAAAUGUUUUACAAGGCCUCUGUAACAUCUCUGUCAAGGAUCUCUAUCUGCAGCUACGGCACUUCAGAAACCUAAACACCGACACGUUUCAGUGCUUGACCAGGCUCCGAAAGCUGGACCUAACUCAAACCCACAUCAGCGCCUUGCCCCCUGGCAUCAGUGGCAUGAGCUCACUAGAAGAGUUGGUUCUCAACGCGAACUCCUUUGAGCACCUCUGCAACAUCAGCUCUGCCGCUUUCCCCUCCCUCACCCACCUCCACAUCAAGGGGAACUCACAGGUCCUGCAGCUGGGCUCUGGCUGUUUGGACAAACUGGCAAAGCUUCAACAUCUUGAUUUAAGUAAGAGUCGUAUUGAAAGCUUUGACUGCUGUAGCAAAGCAUUGAGCGGUUUGAGCAGUCUUCGUUACCUGAAUCUGAGCCACAACAUAAAGCUCCACCUCCAAGAUGUGCUCAUUAAGGAUGGUGCUAACCUUGAGCUGCUAGACCUAGCUUUCACUUCUCUUCAUACCAACACUUCGCAGGGUCCUUUCCGAAAUUUGCAUCUUUUGCAAGUGUUGAAUCUUUCCUCCUCCCACAUUAAUACUAGCAUUCAGCAUCUCUUUCAAGGCCUGGAAAACCUCAUGCUCUUGGACCUUAGUCAAAAUAACUUUGAGUCAGGGAUUGUGCCAAAUGACAAACUGUUCCAACAGCUAUCCAAUUUAGAGGUGCUAAUUUUAUCAUCCUGCGAACUGACAACAAUAGGCAGCCAAGCAUUUCACAGCCUCAGGAAGUUACGGCAUGUUGAUCUGAGCCACAACAAGCUUACUGCAUUCAGCACAGAUGCAUUUUUAAACCUCAAGAGCAUCUAUCUCAAUUUUGCCCACAACAAGAUCCGCAUUGUACCACAUGACAAGCUAGCAUCCCUAGCUGGCCACUGCGUAAUCAAUUUAAGUUACAACCCUCUGGACUGCACCUGCUCCAAUAUUGGUUUAAUCACCUGGUACAAACAAAACCUGGAUAAAAUUGAAGACCAUGAAGGAACGAGGUGCUCUGAACCCAAAUUGCUAGCUGGGGCUCAGCUGGCCACCAUCUCACUCUCAUGUGGGAUAAACACAGCAGGAAUCAUUGCAGGUGUCCUGGCUAUUUUAUCCUGUGGUGCGAUCUUCAUUUGGGGUGCUCACUAUUUCAAGCGAAAUUACCAGCACAUAUAAGUUUAUGAUGGAGAAAUAGAAAAGAUGUGCAGCAAUUAUAUUAAGAUGAAAGACAACUUACUGUUUUGUUUGUGACCUGUAUUUUCUUAACUUUUGUAAUAGCCUUUCCAUUUGUAUUAUAACUUUUAGAAAAAUAAUGAAAACAUUUUAUUUGAGAACUGGAAAAAUAAACUAUGACCUGAGCCUUGAAAAUGGAUAGUUUCUGUUACAGAGAAAUCCAAGUUCAACUCAAUGUUAGCGCUGGUGUCUCAGCUACUACAGCUAAUGCACCUGUAAAGGGAAGAUCCCAGUGCCAAAAUCAAGCCUUGUUCUCGUUAAAAAACAGAAAACCAAACCACCACUACCACUACUCUCAAAAAAAAAAAAAAGCCAAAUCAACCAAACCCUCACUCUCUGUCAAAUGCCCUUGAAAAACAAAGUUGUUUAAGAGCCGGCAGUAGUGUACCCCACUGUGCUUAAAAAAAAAACCAACAAACCACCACAAAAAACCCAAACAACUUUCUAUGAAAAACUGGUGCAACAUUCAUAGUCACGUAAGACCCACUCCUGCAGGAUUAGCAGAAACAGCCUGUAUCAUCUUUGCUAUUUCUUUCAAGUAUUUUUGAUCCUUAGAAAGUUCCUGGCCAUCGAACCUCUAUCUCUCUUGCCCCAGAGUUGGCCCUGCUCCUAUACU
Phalacrocorax carbo (great cormorant) is the source of this 2817-nucleotide messenger RNA. Lineage: Eukaryota; Metazoa; Chordata; Aves; Suliformes; Phalacrocoracidae. The record is from RefSeq and is a predicted model, not a curated record.